AUGGGACUCGGUGCCCGAGUGACUCCGAACGCGGGGGCAAGUUCCGUGAAGGAUCUCCAUCUCGGUCUCAACGGCGUAUCGAUAGCGCAAGGUGGUCUCGGAAACGUCGGCGGAUCUCUAGGCACAACAUUGAACUCACUGAGUUCGAACCAAGCUCCACCACAGCAGACGAAGUCGAAUCCAUCGAAACGACAUCGGGAAAGACUGAACGCCGAAUUGGACACGCUCGCCUCGCUUCUACCUUUCGAUCAAAGUGUGUUGUCCAAGCUCGACAAAUUGUCUAUUCUUCGGUUGUCCGUAUCCUAUCUCCGAACCAAAAGCUACUUUCAAGCAUCUCAGUCGCUGAGUGGACUACAUCAGUCAAAAACCCGGGACAUGAUGUACAUCGAGUCAUUAGUAGAGGGAGAUCUCAUCCUUCAGCAGGCCCUCAACGGAUUUCUUCUAAUUCUCACGUGCGAUGGAGAAGUGUUUUUCGCCUCGCAUACAGUUGAAACAUACCUAGGUUUUCAUCAGAGCGACAUCUGCCACCAAAGUGUUUUUGAGUUGGUGCAUUCUGAAGAUCGGGAUGAUCUCCUGCGCUAUUUAAUGUGGAACUCACAGUUACCUGCCGAUCGUGCGAAUAUAUCCGUGCAGCACAUGCUGCAGUCUCCAGAGCUCCACCGACACCUCGAGAGAAACUUCACUGUCCGAUUCCGAUGCUUGCUCGAUAACACGUCAGGCUUUCUGCGUUUGGACAUUCAGGGUCGCAUCAAGGUUCUUCUCGGCCAGAACCACAAGACGGAAGAUCCUCCACUGGCUCUGUUCGCGGUCUGCACACCGUUCGGACCACCGUCAUUACUCGAGAUGCCUCAGAAGGAAAGCAUGUUCAAGUCGAAACACAAACUGGACCUGUCCCUCGUGUCGAUGGACGCGCGGGGUAAACAGCUGCUGAACUACACAGAUCAAGACAUCGCCAACUUUGGAGGUUACGACCUCGUUCAUCACGACGAUCUCGAAUACGUCGCCUCUGCGCACCAAGAACUUCUGAAGACAGGCGCGUCAGGUUUGAUCGCGUACCGUCUCAGUGCCAAAGACGGGAGUUGGCAAUGGCUCCAGACAAGCACUCGUCUCGUCUACAAAAACAGCAAACCGGACUUCAUUCUUUGCACACACAGACCGUUAAUGGAGGAGGAAGGCCGCGACCUACUGGGCAAACGGACGAUGGACUUCAAAGUGACCUAUCUCGACACCGGACUAAAUCAGCUGUUGUCCGGCUCGAUAUCCUCGCCAGACACUCCACCCCUGUCGCAGGACAACACGACGAGACUUGAAUCCGAGAAGCCCAGGAGGAAGUACAAGAAGGAAUCGCAGUCGAUGCAGGUGGCCAAGAAACGAAUCAAAACGGCCAUUUCGCCCGACGUGUGCACAGGAAUGCAACUGCCACCGGCACCUGCUUACCACUUGCCUACUGUCGACCCUUCGGAGCCUGCCUACAACUCCGUUUACCCCACCUACACUCACCCGGAGCUGUCCAGUUACCCUCAGAAUUUUCUUUUCGACAACUCGCGUCCUUUCCAUCUGGCGGCCCCCGAGUUUCUCCACUAUCGACACCAUCUAGGAGGAUAUUAUCCGUCGGAGUACUCGCAGUAUUCGCCUUUCACGGGCACGUACGAGCACGCAAAAGACACUUUGGAACAAAAAUACGAAUCAACGACAGGAACGACGACCGUGCCCUAUAAUUCGAGUCUGCUCGUGCAGACCGGCGCGCAUCCGCACCUCCCGCUCCUGCCCGCGGCCGCCGAGCCGAUCAGAGUCAAGAGUCCGGCAUCUCCGCUGCUAGACAGUCGGCAGAGCGUCCUCAUGUGGGGCAGAGGUGCGGGGAUGGGAGCUCACCAACUCAAUGGGGGACCUCAGCCCGUAGGAGUCUACGGCGUGAUGGACAACUCCGUCGAGCUCCCACCGCCGGCGUACACCGCCGACAUGGUUUCUUCUGAGGCCACGACCGGUUGGCACCAUCAAGAAGUAGCUGCGCCCUGGCGACCUCAUCUACCGGCCGCUCUCGGUUGAAAUGGGUUUUCGGAUUCCAAGUGGAAUUGCUAGUCAUUA
This is a messenger RNA of Galendromus occidentalis (western predatory mite), 2085 nucleotides long. Its product is annotated as aryl hydrocarbon receptor. Bases 1 to 2046 code for a protein of 681 amino acids. NCBI's taxonomy places the organism in Eukaryota, Metazoa, Arthropoda, Arachnida, Mesostigmata, Phytoseiidae. Gene Ontology annotation, molecular function: transcription cis-regulatory region binding; nuclear receptor activity; protein dimerization activity. Gene Ontology annotation, biological process: response to xenobiotic stimulus; xenobiotic metabolic process; regulation of transcription by RNA polymerase II. The record is from RefSeq and is a predicted model, not a curated record. Gene Ontology annotation, cellular component: nucleus; aryl hydrocarbon receptor complex. The transcript is spliced from 11 exons.